Molecule: messenger RNA, 458 nt
Organism: Balaenoptera ricei (Rice's whale)
Lineage: Eukaryota; Metazoa; Chordata; Mammalia; Artiodactyla; Balaenopteridae
Product: leucine-rich repeat-containing protein 37A2-like
Exons: 3
Coding region: 68-340 (90 amino acids)
Source: RefSeq, a predicted model, not a curated record
CAAAGGUCUCCCCAGAGACACUGGGGGGCCAUUUUGGACAGACACAGAGAACUUCUGGAAGGCCAGCAUGCAUGGAAUGAUUUUCAAGAUCCCGGGAGGGCUUUUUCGGAGAAGGCGGCCACUUUGGCUUAGGGAUAUGUAUAGGCCUCUCAACGCCACAUGCAAGGAAAACAUGGCACAGAAGCUACACGACAGGAAGUCUUCUGAUGAGGAUGAGAUAUUCUAUAAGGAUGCAGGGGAAGUCAUCAAAGCCCCAGCAGAGAAGCUUCUGGCUGCAUAUUGGGUUGAUGAAGAGGCGAGUGAGGAAAGUGAGACAGCACACGAGACUGCCACAGAGUGAGCCCUGUUCUGCCUCAAGCCACCUGCAAAUUUUAUUUUCUAAUAUUGGCUUCUCAGCAUUGCUUGUAAAAUACUUAUUUUUCUCAUAUUAAAAUGUAUAAAUUCAUAACCAAGUCUAA